Messenger RNA from Hydra vulgaris (swiftwater hydra), 2619 nucleotides. Lineage: Eukaryota; Metazoa; Cnidaria; Hydrozoa; Anthoathecata; Hydridae. The record is from RefSeq and is a predicted model, not a curated record.
GUGUGUGUGUGUGGGCGUGUGUAUGUUUGUGUGCGUGUAUGUGGGUGUAUUUGCAUAUAAAUUUAUUCUUAUGUCCAGAACUCCUCAAGAUGGCAAUUAUUUAUUUUCUGCUGUCUCCAUUGCUUUAAUCGGAAACAAUAUGCUACCAACAACUCUUAGGAAGCUUUGUGCAAUCGAGUUAUACAAGAAUGCAAAUUUUUUUGCUGUGCAUCCUGUUUUUCGUCUGGGGCAUUUAAGUGGUGUUUUUCGAUCAGAAAGAUCCACUUUCUUGUUAGGAAUAUCCAAUGUUGCAUGUACUGCAUUUGAAGCUAAAAAGUCUAUAGUUGAUGCUAUUUUGGCUGAAGCAUUAAAUAUUUCUCAAUCUGGUGUUUGGUCAUCUUUAGUUUGUGUGAUGUCAAUCUCAAAUGUUUUAAAAAUUCCAUUGAAACUCUUUUAUCCUACUACAGGAGAUGCAUGUUUAGAAUAUUUAUUUAGAAGUACAUUGUACCCACAGACUUUUAAGAAAUUUGAUGAACCUUAUCAAAUAAUUUACUUAUUGCUUUACAAUGUUAAAUCAAAGAAAGAAAUUCCAGACAAUCUUACAUAUGGGAAAAAUGCAUUAUUUCAAGCCUAAUCAUUUUGUCCCUCUAGUAUCUAUUAUAAGCACUCAGUUAGAGUUUCGAAAUAUUUUAGUUCGUACCCAAACAAGUUUAAAUUCUUCAAAAAAUAUUGUUGUAACUGGUGAAAAACGCCCUUCAAAUAAUUCACUUCUUCAAAUACCUUGUUCUGUUGUUCAAAAAAUUAAUUUAACCAAACCAUCAUUGAGUAUUAAGAAUUUUUUUUCUGUGAACAAUAAACCUUUGCCAGUAUCCAGUUCGUCUUCGGUUUUAAGUAAUGAAUUUGAAAAACCAAUAUCAGGAGUCGUAAUUCCAAAAUUAAAUGUAAAUUGUGAAAAUGCAACAACAGAAGAUGAUUGCAACGAAUUUGAUAUUGGCUUGUUUGUAGACAAAGUAGGGAAAUUAUCAAACCAAGAGAAGCGUAAUAUUCUAUUGAAUGUAUGGAUACCACCUUCUGACUAUGUUUUUCCUAAAACUAAUGAUCGUAAAUGUAACUCUGCUUGGUUCAAAAAAUUUUCAUGGCUCUGUUACUCAAAGUACUAUGAUGGGUUAUUCUGUAUAUCUUGUGUUCUGUUUGGAAAGGCUUCUUCAACUAGUCAAUUGUUUCAUGAAUAUCCAUUUCGGUUUUGGUCAGUUGGAAAUGUAAGAAUAAUAUCACAUAAUAACACUUCACCAAUGCAUAAAACCUCCAUACAAAUAAUGCUUGAUUUCCAAGCAGUAAUUAGUAAAAAAACCGUUCCAAUUAAUUUGCAACUCAAUAAAUUUCUAUCUGAUAAUAUUUCUGAUAAAUCGGCAAAUUUUGUUUUCAAUAUCACGUGCAAUCCUUUUUUGUUGUAGGCAGAAUAUAUCACUUAGAGGACAUCGAGUUGAUGCUAAACAUCUUGCUUUGCAAUGUAAUAAUGCUGGUAAUUUCCAAUGCUUAUUAGAUCUGAUGGCAUUAUGCGGUGACAAGAUCUUGAGUGACCAUUUUAAAAAUGGUCCUAAAAAUGCCACUUAUCGAUCAAAGACAGUGCAGAAUGAGUUUAUUAAUAUUUGUGCAGGUGUUGUUCGAUCGCUAUUGACAAACAGAAUAAAGAAAGCAAAAUUUUUUUCUAUUUUAGCAGAUGAAGCUUCAGAUGUUAGUCAAACUGAACAAAUGGCUGUAGUUGUUCGGUAUGUGGAUGAAUGCUGCAAAGUAAAGGAAGAUUUUUUAAAAUUUGUUUCCUGCAAUAGUGGGUUGACUGGAGUUUUGUUAUCAACUAAGAUCAAAAAAAGUAUACAUAAACUUGGUCUGGAAAUGUCUUAUUGUCGUGGGCAAGGUUAUGAUGGGGCUGGUAACAUGGCAGGGCGUCUUUGUGGUGUAGCAGCAUUAAAUUUAAAAGAUUUUCCUAAAGCUCCAUACAUCCACUGCUAUUCCCAUCAACUUAAUCUGUGUGUUGCCAAAGCAUGUGCAAUUCCUUCAAUUCGAGAUAUGAUGGAUCAUGUUAGGAUUGUCUCUGAUUUUUUUAAUAAUUCUCCAAAGAGGUUAGAAGAUAUAUCUACAAAAAUUGUUGAGCUAUGUCCGAUAUCAUCCUUUCAAAAGACAAUAAAUGUUUGUAGAACCAGGUUGAUUGAAAGAAUUGAUGGUCUUGAAGCUUUUAUUUAAUUAUAUCCAGCUAUAAUUGCAUCUCUUACUUGUAUUAAAGAAGAUGAGACAUGGAACUACAAAUCCAGAGGUGAUGCUUCUGCAUAUGUGACAAUAUGUUGUUCGUUUAAGUUUAUCAUCACCUUAAUCAUAGUCAGGAAGUUAUUAGGGUAUACAAGACCACUGACAAAAACGUUGCAAAAAGUUGAUCAAGACUUUUCAAAAGCUCGUGAUGAUGUGGAAAUUUUAAAAAACACUCUUUUAUCUAUUCGGAGCUCUAUUGAAAUUUCACACUCAGAAUGGUAUAAAGAAGCUGCUACCAUAGCUGCAACUAAUUAUACCUUGCCAUCUAAAUCAAGAACAUGUGAACAACAAACACAACGUGAUAAUCAUCAAGUAGAUGAUAUUAGUGAAUAUUAU